CACAGACACCAAGAGAUGUUUCCCACUGGGGCCCUCGUUGUCUUCUGUGGGCUGCUGGCCCACGCCACAGCCCAGCUCGCAGGCCUGCCCGUGCCCGUGGACCCGAUUGCGCUUGAGGAUCAGUCUCCAGCCCUGCCUUCAAAUCCCCAGGAUCUUGCUGGAAGCUUGACAGGGGCUCUCGGCAAUGGCCUGCUCUCCGGGGGUCUGCUGGACAUUCUGGAAAACCUCCCGCUUCUGGACAUCCUGAAGACUGAAGGGGGCACUUCCGGUGGCCUGGUUGGAGGCUUACUUGGGAAACUGACUUCCUCUCUCUCCAUCCUGAACAACAUCCUCUCGACAACCCCUCAAGGUCAGCUUAAUGAUGCCCAGUUCUCAGAUGGGGACAUGAGCACAGGGUCAGGCCUGAGCUCACUCAAUGAGACGCAGAGCAAGGAAUGUCACUCUAACCUCCUGAACCUCGUGGACAACCUCACGGGCAUCUUGAAUAAAGUCCUUCCUGAGCUGGUGCAGGGCAAGGUGUGCCCUCUGGUCAACGACGUUCUCAAACUCUUGGAUGUCACCCUGGUGCAUGAUAUUAUUCACAAGCUGGUCAACGGAGUGGGAUUAGUCCUCAAGGUCUAGGCCUUGCAGGAUGGACCCUGGUCUCUGCUCAUCUGGUUAGUGUGGCUCCCUGCUCCACAGGAUCUGGGACAGUCUGUACUCUGCUGGUAGAAGGCAACAUGACAUCUACAUUAGUCAGCUAUCAAUCACUGUCAUGAAAUGUCUGAAUUAAUUAACUUAUAGAGACAAAA
This is a messenger RNA of Ictidomys tridecemlineatus (thirteen-lined ground squirrel), 791 nucleotides long. Lineage: Eukaryota; Metazoa; Chordata; Mammalia; Rodentia; Sciuridae. The record is from RefSeq and is a predicted model, not a curated record.